AUGAGAGGAAGAGCAACCGGAGUGGAGCAGAAAAUGUCGAGUGCAGUGCGACCAGAGAUCCAAAAUCGUCGGUGGUGGAAUAGUAGAUGGAAGUGCUGCCAGAGGGGCAAUGAAAUGAAGAAUGAAUAUGAAUUCCUUAAGGAGAUUGGACUCGGUUCGCAAAACCUUGGUUGUUAUAUUAACGGUGUGUGGCAUGGAAAUGGUCCCGUGAUUUCCUCUGUAAAUCCGGCCAACAAUCAGAUAGUGGUCGAAGCAUCUGUUCAAGACUAUGAGGAAGGCAUGCAGGCUUGUGCUGAGGUUGUAAAGAUGUGGAAGCAGAUUGGUGAUGCCCUGAGAGCCAAACUCCAUCAUCUUGGUCGGCUUGUUUCUCUUGAGAUGGGAAAAAUACUAGCUGAAAGAAUUGGGGAAGUUCAGAUGUUUCGGUUCGCCAGGAAAUUGUACAAUGAGUGGUGUGCAACUGUAAAGCCUGGAAAGGAAAUGUUUAAAAGAUUUACUGCCAUGUCAGGGAUGAUUUGCUGCUUAUCAAAUAGUAUUUCCCCGUUUGUUCUGACUUUCUCCUCCUAUUUGCCUCUGCUGUACAAGUCUUAG
Messenger RNA from Fraxinus pennsylvanica, 588 nucleotides. The record is from the annotation of a GenBank genome assembly. NCBI's taxonomy places the organism in Eukaryota, Viridiplantae, Streptophyta, Magnoliopsida, Lamiales, Oleaceae.